AUGUCGUCCCAGCUCGGCCGGAGGGCUCUGCAAAGGAGCCUGGGGGCCCCGGCAACGCCUGCGCCCACGGCAGCAACUGCCAGGGCUGCGCGGCGCAUACCGUGCGUCGCCAGCUCCCAGGCGAGGUGGAUGGCCUCAGAGAAAGGGAAGGGCCCACGGGCCAAUGAGCCCAGUUUCAAGGGCCAGAUGCUCGAGAGUAUCACGGCGCGGAUAGCCAGGGAGAAGGAGGACCUGAGGAGAUCGGCCCUGGAGAGAGAGGCGCGCAGCAGGGGCGGUCCUCUCCCUAUCACGAUAUUCGUCCUGGGCGCGAGCCUGAUCGCCUUCUACUGCGGCCUCAACUACCCGCGCGACGUCGACCCGUCUUCGACACUGCCCCUGGGCGCGAUCGCCAAGCCGCCCAGGCACAACACGUCGCCCAAGGAGCUGGAGGCGGCGUGGGCCGACUUCGUGGCCAUCGUGGGCAAGGAGAACGUGUCGACCCUGGACGAGGUGAUCACGACGCACGCGACGUCGGAGUGGUCGACGCACAAGCACCUGCCGUCGGAGCGGCCCUUCUGCGUCGUGUACCCGGCGUCGACGGAGGAGGUGUCGCGCAUAAUGAAGGUGUGCCACGCGCGCCGGAUCGUGACGGGGUACUCGGGCGGGACGAGCCUCGAGGGCCACUUCGCGGCGACGAGGGGCGGGAUCUGCGUCGACUUCGGGCGCAUGGACGGGGUGCUCGCGCUGCACAAGGACGACCUCGACGUGGUGGUGCAGCCGGCCGUGGGCUGGGAGCGGCUCAACGAGCAGCUCGCCGCCGAGGGCCUCUUCUUCCCGCCCGACCCGGGCCCGGGCGCCAUGAUCGGCGGCAUGAUUGGCACCGGGUGCAGCGGCACCAACUCGUACCGCUACGGCACGAUGCGCGAGUGGGUGCUCAGCCUGACUGUGGUGCUGGCGGACGGCACCGUCGUCAAGACGCGGCAGCGCCCGCGCAAGAGCUCCGCCGGCUACGACCUGACCAAGCUGUUCAUCGGCAGCGAGGGCACGCUGGGCCUCGUGACCGAGGCCACGCUCAAGGUGACGGUCAAGCCGGCGACGACGAGCGUGGCGGUGUGCAGCUUCGGCACGGUGCGGCAGGCGGCGGACUGCGUCGCCAGCGUGGUGGGGUCCGGGGUGCCCGUGGCGGCGGUGGAGAUCCUGGACGACGAGAUGAUGAGCUGCAUCAACAAGGCCGGGUCGACGGCGCGCACGUGGCAGGAGGCGCCGACGCUCUUCUUCAAGUUCGCGGGCACCGACAAGGGCGUCAAGGAGCAGGUGGACGUGGUGCGGCAGAUGGCGAAGCGGGCCGGCAGCACGGGCUUCGACUUCGCCAGGAGCCUCGACGAGCAGCACGACCUGUGGUCGGCGCGCAAGGAGGCCCUCUGGAGCACGCUGGCCGUCAAGCGCGACGGCGACAGCGUCUGGACCGGCGACGUCGCCGUCCCCAUCUCGCGCCUGCCAGACAUCAUCGAGCUGACCAAGAAGGACAUCAAGGGCAGCGGGCUCUACGGCACCAUCGUUGGCCACGUCGGCGACGGCAACUUCCACACCAUUCUGCUGUACAACGACUCAGAGAGGCAGAUCGCCGAGGAGGUCGUCCACCGCAUGGUCAAGAGGGCGGUCGAGAUGGAGGGCACGGUGACGGGAGAGCACGGUGUUGGGCUGGGGAAGCGCGAUUAUCUCCCUCACGAGCUGGGUGUGACCACCGUGGACGCCAUGCGAAAGAUGAAGCAGGCGUUCGACCCGCUGUGCUUGCUGAACUGUGACAAGGUCGUGCGGAUGCAGAAGCCCAAGGCGGGCGAGGUGGCCGAGUGGUGA
Diaporthe citri is the source of this 1836-nucleotide messenger RNA. RefSeq lists its product as uncharacterized. Gene Ontology annotation, cellular component: mitochondrion. The record is from RefSeq and is a predicted model, not a curated record. Gene Ontology annotation, molecular function: FAD binding; D-lactate dehydrogenase (cytochrome) activity; D-lactate dehydrogenase (NAD+) activity. Bases 1 to 1836 code for a protein of 611 amino acids. Lineage: Eukaryota; Fungi; Ascomycota; Sordariomycetes; Diaporthales; Diaporthaceae. Gene Ontology annotation, biological process: lactate catabolic process. The transcript has 4 exons.